Messenger RNA from Scomber japonicus (chub mackerel), 1506 nucleotides. RefSeq names its product caspase a-like. Gene Ontology annotation, molecular function: cysteine-type endopeptidase activity. The transcript has 9 exons. The coding region runs from base 1 to 1506 and encodes 501 amino acids. Lineage: Eukaryota; Metazoa; Chordata; Actinopteri; Scombriformes; Scombridae. Gene Ontology annotation, biological process: proteolysis. The record is from RefSeq and is a predicted model, not a curated record.
AUGGAGGAGCUUAAAGAGGAGCUCUUGAAUAUUCUUGAAAACUUAAAAGAAGAUGACUUCAAGAAGUUCAAGUGGUUCCUGGAGCUGGAUGACACCGUGGAGGGCUUUAAAGGCAUCCCAGUGUCUCAGCUGGAGAAUGCAGCAAAGCGGAAGACAGUAGAUCUGAUGGUGCAGAAACAUGGGGGUAUUGGAGCUCUGCAGCGAACCAAGAAGAUUUUAAAGAAGAUGAAGAAGAAUGAUCUGGUGGAGGAUUUACAAUCAGGACCAAAAGGGUCUCAUAUCUGUGAUUUAUCACCAUUCACAGCUGAUGUGGCCCUGAAGGAGCAGUGGUCAACCACACUCAUCCCAACAACAACAACCUUCUGUAAGGAGAAACAGGAUGAGGACAGGGUUUACGCCGUGACCAAAAAGUCCAUCAUGAGUCGUGUGGCUCUGCUCAUCACUAACAUAAAGUUUGACAAUGAGAAGCAUAACAGAAGAGGUGCAGACAUAGAUGAGCAGAACAUGAAGGAACUGCUCGAAGCGCUGAAAUAUGAGGUUGUGAAAUACACAAACCUCACUGGAAAGGGGAUCGAAGAAGCUGUAAAGAAGUUCUCCAAACAUCCAAAACUGGAACACACAGACAGUGUGUUUGUGGUUAUCAUGUCUCAUGGGGAAAAGACAGCUGUCCAUGGUGUCAACUUUGAUAAGAAUAAAGAGGACAAAGAACAGGACAAGUUCCUCAUUGAUGACAUUUUCACACACUUGAACACAUUGAAUUGUCCAAAGCUGCUGAACAAACCUAAGAUCAUCAUCAUCCAGGCCUGCAGUGGAGGCAAGAAGGGAGGUGUGCUUGUUAGUAAUAAUCCAUCCAUCCAUCCAACUGUGGAAACUGAUAAUAUACAAGAGCUACACCCAUCACCGCGUGAUGGUGAGGAAGUCACUCGGGCUGAUCGUUUGGGUCUUGCACACAGAGAAGAAUCCUUCAUGUGUUUUCGCUCUUCCACUCCUGAUACUGUCUCAUAUAGACGUUCAGACACUGGGUCUUUUUUUAUCCAGUUUAUCGUUGACGCACUGAACACCUUCGCACAUGUGGAUCACAUUGACGAACUUUUCGGAAGAGUCAUGCGCCGCUUUAAGAAGUUUUCAGUUCCGACCAAGACAGGAGAUGACACACAGAUGCCAACCAAAGACCGAGGAUGUGACGAUCAGUGUGAGGAACAUUACUUUCAAAAUGCCACAGGUUCUCAGCUCCGAGGCUCCUCUCCAGUAAUUAGUGCCACGGGUUCUCAGCUCCGAGGCUCCUCUCCAGUAAUUAGUGCCACAGGUUCUCAGCUCCGAGGCUCCUCUCCAGUAAUUAGUGCCACAGGUUCUCAGCUCCGAGGCUCCUCUCCAGUAAUUAGUGCCACGGGUUCUCAGCUCCGAGGCUCCUCUCCAGUAAUUAGUGCCACGGGUUCUCAGCUCCGAGGCUCCUCUCCAGUAAUUAGUGCCACGGGUUCUCAGCUCCGAGGCGCUCCUCUCCAGUAA